This is a messenger RNA of Scatophagus argus, 6421 nucleotides long. RefSeq names its product GREB1 like retinoic acid receptor coactivator (gene greb1l). The record is from RefSeq and is a predicted model, not a curated record. Gene Ontology annotation, biological process: kidney development; multicellular organism development. The coding region runs from base 552 to 6398 and encodes 1948 amino acids. The transcript is spliced from 35 exons. Lineage: Eukaryota; Metazoa; Chordata; Actinopteri; Scatophagidae.
UUGAAGCUCGUGAUCUUGACUUUUAUGGCACUAAAAUAUUUACUCAGCCUGCCGCCACGUGCUCCUCGGAACGUGGCAGUCACUUUUUUUAUAUAUAUAUAUUAGUGAUAUAGCCCAUCAGCCUACUUUUUUGUGAAGGUUGUAACUGUAGCCUACAACCUGCGCAAUACGAAGCCACGCAUCAGUUCAGAUUCAGAUGUAGCCUAUGCCUGCAGCAGCAGGCUGAGCUGAACUUUUUCUUCCGUUCAGUGAACCAAGCGGUACGUACAGUAAUUUCCUGACGUCACUCGGCGGCUUCCGCGCUGUCCUCAGAUCAGCUGUAGCAGAGCAGGGCGACCCGAGCGGCAGCAGAAGCUACGGCCGGUGGUGGUGUUGGUGUCGGAACCGAGGACGCAAAUUAAACCCACGCACAGCCGCUCGAGUGUGGAUAAGGAAGGUCUUAAAGGACUGAGUGAAAUGUCUUUGCUGAAAGUUUCCGCUGAGUGGUAGCGAUCCAGCAUGUAGCAGAGGUGAACGAGCACCUUCACGCCUGGGAACAAUCCGACAACAUAAUGGGGAAUUCAUAUGCCGGGCAGCUCAAGUCUGCUCGAUUUGAAGAGGCUCUCCAUAACUCUAUUGAGGCAUCACUGCGCUCAAGCAGUGGAGAUCCGCAGCCCAUCUUCACACAGCUCUAUCUUGAGCCAGAGCCGUAUCCUGGUAACAUGGAAGACAUGAAGUCCAAAGCCGACCUCCAUGGUAGGGAGCCGCCAGGUCACGAGCUCAUGAACGGCCACUCUUCCAACGAUCUGGAGGAGCUGGAGGACGAUGAUGACUCGGACAGCAGCAGCCCCCCGCUUCCCUACCUGCAGGCGCCUGCACCCGACGGCUGCUGCACAGUGGACGGGUUCUGUCAGGCCGGCAAGGACCUCCGCCUGGUCUCCAUGGCAACAGAGCCCAUCGAAGUCCCAGCAGGCUUCGAGCUGGUGGGCGCCAAGUCCCCUAGCGUCCCCGAGCACAUCCUGGUGUGUGCUGUGGACCGUCGCUUUUUGCCCGAUGAGAACGGGAAAAAUGCACUUUUAGGUUUUUCAGGCAACUGUGUGGGCUGUGGUGAAAAGGGUUUCCGAUACUUCACUGAAUUCUCGAACCACAUCAACCUGAAGUUGUCCACCCAGCCCAAGAAGCAGAAGCACUUAAAGUACCACCUGGUGAAGAAUUCUCAGGGUGCUCUGUGCAAAGGACCCCUCAUCUGCUGGAAAGACUGUAAAACCCGUCAGUUCUCCAGCAGCGCGUCAACAUCCAAACCCAGUUCGUCGUCCUCCCUCAGCAGUAAAGAAAACGGCGGCAACAGCGGACACAGCUCCUCUCCCUUUUCCCUCUCAGAUUCUCCGCCCACCAGGAUGACGCAGGCAUCCUCUGUGUUUUUCGGGAGUCAGGACCUCAGCAGAGACUGCAGUUUCCUCAAACCUCUGGCCUCCACACCUGGAAACAAGACUCUGCCAAUAGUACCCAUGGCUCUGAGGGUGAACGGGCCGACUAGUGGUCUGGGUGCUGAUGGGCGUCCUCCCUUACUGAGCCCCUCCCAGGUCUCAUUAGGACCUCAAGGUCAGGGGUAUCGCACUGCUGACUUAGGGGACAGUCCUGUAUCCUCUGCCAUGAACUCGGGGCCUCCAAAGAAGCGGCACCGGAGCUGGCAUCCUAACUCGUUGGUACCCGUCCCGCCGACAGCUGUCCCUGUGCCGGCCAUUAGGCCGAUAGUUUGUUCUCCAGGUUCAGCAUUAGGAGUGUCCUCUCCUCAGCCACCUGUAGCAGGGGUCAUUCAGCCCCAACCUGUCACAGCUGGAGAGACGGUCAUUGUCCCUGACAACCUGCUCAACUCUUCAGGAGUUCGCCCUGUCAUCCUCAUCGGGCAUGGCACUUUACCUUAUUUCUAUGGGAAUGUUGGGGAUAUAGUGGUGAGUCCCCUGCUGGUCAGCUGCUAUAAGACCAGUCAGCUGACAGAGAAAACUCUGGAGACGUUGGGCCUGAACAGCAGCCAGCUUCUCUGCGUGGAGACGAUGAUUCUGCUCACUUUACAGUAUCUUGCACGUUUAGGCUCAGUGCAGAUUCCCCUGAGGGAGGAGCUGGAGCAGAUUGUUUUGAAAGCCAUGCUAUGCUGUCCCGGCAGUCCUGCCAUCUCCCCAUCCCAGUUGCCCUGGUUGGCUCGGCUGGAGGCCAGCGUCUCUGGGGGCACCGUCCAAGUCGUGGUUACCCAUAACUCUCUGGGAGAAGGCAUCUCUGAGUCGCUACGCUCUCUCAGUGAAGGUCAUCACCAGCAGCAGUGCCUGCCCACCUAUGUAGUCAUUAUAUGUGCCUCUAAAAUGAACGGCAACGAGUUCUGUGUACUUGUUUUGGGAAAGUACCAAGCCCGGGCCUUAGCUGAAGGCAUGCUUACAACCAAUGAGUUUCUGAAGGAAAUCAGCUACGAGCUCAUCACAGGGAAAGUCAGCAUCUUAGCGUCUCACUUCAAAACCACAUCACUUGGGGACAAUCUGGACAAGCAGCUGGUGCGAUACCAGCGCAGACGGAAGGGGCAGGUCAUCCAGCCCUUUCAGGGCGAUGUCACUGACUACAUCCACUCACAGGAGGCUGCCAGCCUGUCACCACCCUCAGACAGAGCAGAGCUGCUAAGUAAAGUCUUUCAGAUCUAUCCGACCCAGCUGAGUGUUGCUCGAAGCCUCCUCUCUCAAGUUUGCUCCAUCGCUGACUCAGGGACGCAGAAUCUUGAUUUGGGGCGUUUUUGUAAAGUGGAUUUUCUUGUUUUGGUCCCUCCAUCUCAUAUUCUGGUACACCAGACAGCACAACGGAUCCGACAAUCAGGUGUGCUUGUGGACCUGGGAAUUGAAGACGUCUCCUCAGCCCACCAGAAAUCAGACAAGUACGUUGUGCGUUUGGAUGGUGACGUUCACAUCAAGAUGGAAGCCUUCAUGAAGAAAGUUAAACAGAACCCCUACACCCUGUUUGUCCUCAUUCACGACAACUCACACGUCGACCUCACAAGUGCUCUGUCAGGCUCUGUGUGCCACGGGGAGCUGCAGGGGUUGGCUGACCGGGUGGUGAACUGCCAGGAAGUUCUGGAUGCCAUGAACCUCCUGGUCCUGCAGGUCAGCUGCUUCCCAUACACACUGCAGACCCGCCAGUCCCGCAUCAGCAUCCACAACGAAGUUCACUGGCCCUCCAAUGAAAGCCUGCAGAGGGAGCAGUCUCCUAAUGAUUUGGUGUACUUCGGCCUGCGGGACUACAGCAGCUCCCUGCAGUGGGGCGUGGCAAGCCCCAUUCUGCGCUGUGAUGACGCGUUUGAGAAGAUGGUCCACACUCUGCUCGAAAGGCAUCCACACCUGCACAGCAUGGUGAUCCGCAGCUAUCUGCUGAUUCAGCAGUACACCGAGGCCAUGAUGGCACUGACCUCCUCCCCAUCCCUGAGAGAUCACAUAACCCCAGAGACUCUGGCCAUGGUGGAGGACCUGAUCAACGCCCCAAACAGAGAGGGCUCCCAGGGCCGAGGCCACAUGCUGCUGGUUCGAGUCCCCUCGCUACAGCUGGCAAUGCUGGCCCGAGAGCGAUUAGAGGACGUGAGGGACAAACUGGGGCUUCAGUUGUGCUUUGCUGUGCUGCUGGGAAGCCCUGCCACUGAGCUCAGCCUGCCUUUAAACUUCACCAGCCGCCUCAGGGCGUGGAGAGGCUGUGAGAAUGAUGACUGGGUACCACACACUUAUGAGGAUCUGGAAGGACUGCCCUGCAUCGUCAUCCUUACUGGGAAAGACCCUCUUGGAGAAACUUUCCCCAGGUCUUUGAAAUACAGUGACCUGCGUCUGAUAGACUCCAGCUACCUGACUCGUACAGCUCUGGAGCAGGAAGUAGGCCUCGCCUGCACCUAUGUGUCCAUGGGUGUGGUCCAGGAGCCCACGAAGGUCACGGUCCCUCAGGAAUCUGACGGAGAGAAGGCCGCCACCAGCUUAAAUGAUGGAGAUGAGCUGGAAAGACCACAGAGCAAUGGUAGUGCUGCAACCAGAACCUCUGGCUCUUUGGCAGAGAACGGUGUCAGUUCAUCUGACGUUCCCGACUGUCUCCAGAAGCCCUCCACCUCCACCUGUCCACCUGAAGGCGCUGUUACCUCGGACAUGGGCACAUUAACACAGGGGUUCAAGCAGGAGUGCGACUCCCUGGGAAGCCAGCUCUCCUCCAACCCCUCUAAAGCCUCCAGGGCUCCUCCUUCUGUUUACUCUAGUUCAUCCUCCUCCUCCCCUUCUCCGUCUUCUUCUUCCACCCAGAGGCCCAGUCAGUCCACACAGUGUGGUCGAGAACCUAAGCCCACUCGGGUGUCCCCGCGGACAGUCAUCAUGUCACGGGCUGCUUACAGUCUGCUGGCAGGGGAGUCGGGGAGUCAGCUGAGCUCCUUCUCCCUUCUGCCUCAUGCAGAUGUGGCCUGGAGCAGCCCGCUGAGGCCCCUUAUCACUCCCAACCUGCAGGGGGCAGAGCAGAGCACGUACUAUCGUCAGUGGACCAUCGCCAGGCAGCAUCAUGCUGAUUAUGAAGCUCCACCUGUGCCACAUCCACGACGCCUGCUGCUCAGUGGACCACCACAGGUGGGGAAGACUGGCGCCUAUUUGCAGUUUCUUCGUAUCCUGUUUCGCAUGCUCAUCAGACUGCUGGAGGUAGAUGUGUAUGACGAGGAAGAGGAGGAGGAGGAGAAAGAAGAAACAUCAAAGGCUCCAGUAAAUACCCAGUGGCCUGACAUUGAGGAAAUUCGAAAGCUGCCCUUUGACCCCUACCCCCGGGACCCUAAGUUCAGGAAGGCCAGCCCUGUUUACACUGACAAGAUGCCAAAGAGCUUAAAAGGGUUUAAGAAGGAAGGGGAGAGCCAAACACCAGGCAAACGAGAAACCAAGUCCAUUCGUCUGAGCAGGUUCGCCGCUCACAAUGCCUUUCAUCACUGUGAACAGUGUCACCACUACUGUGAAGCAGGCCCUGCCUCACAGCUGUCAGAGUGUACCUUCCAUGCUUUCACCUUCUGCUCGUCCAUGUUGGGGGAGGAGGUCCAGCUCCAGUUUGUCAUUCCCAAAGCCAAGGAGCAGCACUUUGUCUUCAGUCAGGAAGGGAGCCACUUGGAGAGCAUGCGCUUGCCUCUGGUCUCCACCAAGGACCCUGCACUGUUAAAGAGUCCAAUCUUCACCCCGACGACAGGGCGCCAAGAGCACGGCCUGCUUAACAUUUUCCAUGCCAUGGAGGGCGCCGCUCACCUGCACAUUCUAGUGGUCAAGCAAUUCGAGAUGCCACAUUACAGGAAGUACUGGCCCAACCAUAUCCUGCUCGUCCUCCCCGCUAUGUUCAACCACGCGGGGAUUGGUGCUGCCCGCUUCUUGAUCAAAGAGCUGUCAUACCAUAACCUGGAGCUGGAGAGAAACCGACUGGAGGAGCAAGGCGUCAAGAGGCAAGAUGUAUGGCCUUUCAUUGUCAUGAUGGACGACUCCUGUGUGCUGUGGAACAGCCACAAGCCUGCAGACGACAGUGACACAUCAGACAGAGGUUCAGCCCCCACCAAUGUGUCUCUGAAGAUGGUGCUGCAGCAUAUGGAAACCACGCCGAAGAUCUCCCUUUACGCAAUGUGCGGUAUGCGCAAGUGGAACAGCAACAUGGCUCGCAAGUCUCCCAGCCAGCCCUUCAGCCGCUGCCACCUCCACGACUUUGCCAUGCUUAAUGUGGAUCUGACGCAGAACGUUCAGUAUGACCUUAACCGGUACAGCUGUGAGGAGGUGGACUUUAAUCUUAGGGUGAACAGCAGUGGGCUCCUGCUGUGUCGCUUCAACUACUUCAGCUUCAUGAAGAAACACAUUCCAGUUGGGGGAAACAAAGAUUUCCUGGUCAAACCUAAACUUGUGGAAAUAGAAAACCCUGCCCCAAUUAGCCCAUCGCAGUAUGUCUGUGCCCCAGACAGCGAGCAGACCCUGCUGGAUGCCCCAGCCCAGUUUCUACUCGAAAGGUUCCUGCAAAGCUGCAGCCACAGGCUCUUUCCUAAGGCUGUUCAAAACAGAAACAGCCCAGUUUUGUCAAUCGACAGCUACCUCAACAUCAGCCCCGAGAUUUCUGUGUGCUACAUCAACUCUCGCCCACACUCCACCAACCUGAACCACCAGGGCCUGCUGUUCAGCGGCCUGCUGCUUUAUCUCUGUGACUCCUUCGUCGUCUCUGGACUCCUCAAGAAAUUCCGCUUCCUCAAAGGUGCCACUCUCUGUGUGAUCAGUCAGGACCGAAGUUCUCUGCGUCAGACCAUUGUCCGUCUGGAACUGGAGGACGAGUGGCAGUUCCGCCUGCGGGACGAGUUUCAGACAGCCAACUGCAGCGAGGACCGGCCUCUCUACUUUCUCACUGGCCGCCAUGUUUGAUUCUGAAACAUCCUGGGUCCGUU